CUCUAAGACAGUUCAUAGAGAGCUGGCUUUUAGUGGAAAAAUGGAUUAGAUUUAUCUCAACCAAUUAAUGCAAGUGGGAAGUGAGAUAUGAAAGAGAAAGUGGGGCGGACUGACUGAUACAUCCCCUUGAGGAGAACACUUGACAAGCACUCUCUUAUCACAACGGAUAGCUGCAGUGAGUUUCAGGACUUUCGAGAAGAUUUACAAAUUUAUUGGCUGCACUUAAGAUGGGGGAGCCUUACAUCAGCCAUAUCGAGGUGCUGGGAUUUGAGAAAAGGUUUGUCCCUAACCAGCAUUACGUUUAUAUGCUAAUGGUGAAAUGGAGUAACUCGAAAGAAAAGCUCAUCUACAGAAAAUUCUCCGAAAUCUAUGACUUCCAUAAAGUGCUGAAGGAAAUGUUUCCUAUUGAAGCUGGGGAAAUAGAUUCCAAAUGCAGAACUCUCCCACAUUUACCAGCUCCCAGGUGGUUGGAGGGUCACAAGGCCACUGAGAACAGACAGAGUACUCUUUCUGACUACAUCCAGUCCUUGGUCAACCAACCCCCAAAGAUCUCCCGCUGCCAGUGGGUUCUGAAUUUCUUUCAGGUUCGCUCUGAUGAUGUGGUCCUGCCGGUUCCCCACCCGACAAAAAAGACAGAAACCUAUUUGUUGCCAAAAGACAAAACAAAAAUGAACUCAACUGAAAUCACAGGUCCAAUUUUACUCCAAUCAUAUCGUUCAAUCGCAAAUUACAAGAAGAAUUCCAAAUAUGAGAUGAGCAUUCAGACAGGGGAUAUCGUCGAGAUUGUGGAGAAAAAUGAAAAUGGUUGGUGGUUUUGCGAAAUGGAAGGUAAGCGUGGCUGGCUGCCAGCCUCCUACCUCGAGCCCCUUGAAAGCCCAGAUGAGAGUGAGGAGCAAGAACCUAAUUAUGAAGGGGAGCCGUAUAAAGUAAUUAGAAGCUAUACUGCAAUUCAGGAGGAUGAGAUGACCCUGUAUGAAGACGAGCUGGUUGAUGUCAUUCAUAAAUUGCUUGAUGGGUGGUGGGUAAUAAGGAAAGGAGAUACUACCGGAUACUAUCCCUCCAUGUACCUCCAGAAAUCAGGAGCAACUGAGAAGACAGGAUUCAGCACAAACAGAAGGAACCUCCCUCCACCAAGAAGAUCAACCAUCCGGAAUGCACAGAGCAUCCACAAGGCAGAACGAAAGCAGAUUAGCCAAGAGGCCUACAGGCGGAAUAGUAAACGGUAUCUCCAGCAGAAGAACCGGAGUCCAGUAGUUUCCAAUAAGAACGUGUGGAAACAGAAUGAGGAUCCAAGGAUUUCAAACGAACACCUGAACUCAGGUCUCUUGACUGUUCCAGGUGCCAGGAACCAAGAGAAGGGUAGUCUGGGGAAGAUGAUUCCAGUGAUUCCCCCAAGGCCCACACUCAGCGAGAUCAUGGAACACUGCACCGAACAAACCAAGAGUAAAAUAAAAUGAGAGCAGUCCCUGAGAGGGAAACACGGAAAAUAUCAGCUCUAUCCAGCAGGAGUGAUGAGGGAUCCUCACCCAUUCUAUUCCCCUGCCUCUGGGCUCAUAGAUACCACAUCAAAUUAUAUAGAACCUACGGCAAAGAAACAGCUUCUCCAUGUUGAUAUUUAUAUUCUGCAUGAGUCUCCUCUCACUCUCUUCAUCCCACCCCAUUGACAUAUCUCUUAAUCCAAUCUCCUUCUCUCUAUCUGUCUCAGGGAACAGCUCAACUUGCGAUCUAUCAGACUCUAUUCAGUUAGUAUCUAAGCUAGUUGUUCUGGCCUAACAUUGUCUGAACUUCAUCAACAACUAUUUUGAUCAUUUAAAUCUCAAUGCUAACGUUAACCUGUGCAUCGAAUAUGACUGUACUCCUGGUCUGUCUUCCUGCUACAAAGACCAUGUCCAUUAGAUUGUCAAAUCUUGUCUCAUCUGUUAUCAAAAGAUUAUUGUAAAGUUUGCUUAAGGAGUUAACAUAAGGAUGUAAGAAUUAGGAGCAGGAGUAAACCACAUGGCCUGUCGAGCCUGCUCCACUAUUCAAUAUGAUCAUGGCUGAUCUCCUGCCUCACAGUCCCCAUAACCGCUCAAUUCCCUGAUAGAUCAAAAAAUCUGUCUAUCCCAGCCUUAAACGAUGGAGCAAAGAUGAAGCAUUCACAACCCUCGGGGGUAGACAAUGCCAAAGGAUCACAAUCCUGUGAGUGAAGAGCUUUCUCCUCAUCUCAGUCUUAAAUAAUGAACCCUGUAUCCUGAGACAGUGCCCCUGUGUUCUAGAUUCCCCAGCCAGGUGAAACAGCCUUUCAGUAUCUACCCUGUGAAGCCCCUUCAGAAUUGUACAUGUUUCACUGAGAUCAUGUCUCAUUCUUCUAAACUCCAGAGAACAUAGACUCAGUUUACUCAGCCCCUCAUCAUAGGACUAUCUUCUCAUCCCAGGGACCAAUUUAGCACUGAUAUUAAUUCCCUUACAUUCCUUAGUCUUGUUAGCCCCUUGGUUAUCAUCUAUUUCUGGUGUGUAACUUGUGUCUUCUGCCACGAAGACUGUUACUGGGGUGUUAGAUCCACAAAAAUGAUUAUGUUGCUCCAUGAAGUUUGACAUUAUGAAUUAACUAAUAAAAAGCAAUGUUUGUAGUGAA
Carcharodon carcharias (great white shark) is the source of this 2614-nucleotide messenger RNA. RefSeq names its product neutrophil cytosolic factor 1 (gene ncf1). Gene Ontology annotation, cellular component: NADPH oxidase complex; cytoplasm. The transcript is spliced from 11 exons. Gene Ontology annotation, molecular function: protein binding; superoxide-generating NADPH oxidase activator activity; phosphatidylinositol binding. Gene Ontology annotation, biological process: superoxide anion generation; respiratory burst. The coding region runs from base 228 to 1457 and encodes 409 amino acids. NCBI's taxonomy places the organism in Eukaryota, Metazoa, Chordata, Chondrichthyes, Lamniformes, Lamnidae. The record is from RefSeq and is a predicted model, not a curated record.